UACAAUAUAGUAUAGAGAGACGCCACUGCGAACAAAACAAAGGAAAGCAACAAUAAUACACUAACCCUCGACGACUGAAUCGCCAAGACUGCGUGUGUGUGAGUAUCCGCCAUGAGAAUCAGCUUCUCAUCUUCGCUGUUGUCCUUAUUUUUCACUGUAUACCUCUCGCUGUAUUUCGCCGCUACGCCGUCUGCUUUCCAGUCCGACGAGCUCCUAGUCGACGACGAAGAAUUCGGCAUCGAGGGGGGCCGAUCUCCCGAUCCGGCAAGCACAACCCGACCCACGUAUACUCCGCCGUCCACUCGGAAGCGGGCAUUUGAGUCGGGUUCGGAUCCGGACUCCAAAUUACAGUUCACACUCGAGCACGCCUUCGGGGACUCCGACUUUUCGCCCGCCGGCACAUUCUCCGCUCGGCUCAAGACGUCGACGCAUGGUGGUCAGACACUUACGAAGCUUCGGUUCUCAAGGAAUGUCUUCAGUGAGACAGAGAAGGAGAAUUUCAAAAGACUUUUGGAAGGAGAUGACUUCUAUAGAAUAAGACUGCCAUCUAACGUGCUAAGCCCACCUGGCAGAGAGUAUAUUAUCUCAUCUGUGAAGGCGAGAUGUCUGCCACGGGAAGCAUUGGAUGAGUAUUUUGUGAUACACAUGGAGGGUGUAAAUAUAUUGGCUGUUAAUUAUGGUUCCCCAGGAUCUUGCCAGUAUCCCCGUCAGUUGAAACUUCCUACAAAGUGGUCUUUUAAGUCACAUACAGUCUUGAAGAAUAGUGAGCAGGCUCCUAGAACUCCAGUAUUUACAGACGAAGCUGUUGGAGAGAAUGGAGAAGGUGAAGAGGUGAAGCCACCAGAGAGGUCCUUCUGGGCUAAAUACUGGAUGUACUUGAUUCCUCUUGGGCUCAUUGUCAUGAAUGCCGUGACUCAGGCCAUGAACAUGGCUGAGGAACAGCCUAAUGGGCAGCCAGGCUCACAAACACAAGCAGCGGUUGCAGCACGUGGUCAGGCUACUGCAGUGCGAAGAAGAUGAUCAAUUUUUACAAAACGUUUGAGUAACAUAUCUUCCAGUUUAUUGCUGGUAUAUGACCACUUGAUGGUAAGAUUAUUGAUUUUGAGCUGGAACUGCUUAUGGAGAACAAGGCCUCCUACAGUUGGAAAGCGUUUAUCAUCAUGGGAGCACUCUUGCAGGGGAUUUAGUUCCAAAGAACCCAGGGUAUUUCUUCUGUAAAACGACGAACCAUUGUCAUUUUACUUCUUUUGCAGGAUGUUCUUAUAAUUGGAAGAACGUACAUUUCUUCACGAACUGCUCUAAGCAGAAGUGGAUAUAUAUUUGUUUAGACAAGACGAAACUCUGUACUAAGUUGCUUCUUCAGUUGGUUGGGUUCAAACGUGUACUAUUUUUGUUCUAUAAUGAGCAAGUGCAUCAUAACUUAGUUUCUUCACUGGCAUGUGCCAGAAUUCA
Messenger RNA from Sesamum indicum (sesame), 1452 nucleotides. Its product is annotated as ER membrane protein complex subunit-like protein. NCBI's taxonomy places the organism in Eukaryota, Viridiplantae, Streptophyta, Magnoliopsida, Lamiales, Pedaliaceae. The record is from RefSeq and is a predicted model, not a curated record.